This is a messenger RNA of Coregonus clupeaformis (lake whitefish), 2036 nucleotides long. RefSeq names its product CDK5 and ABL1 enzyme substrate 2-like. The record is from RefSeq and is a predicted model, not a curated record. Lineage: Eukaryota; Metazoa; Chordata; Actinopteri; Salmoniformes; Salmonidae. The transcript is spliced from 9 exons. The coding region runs from base 1 to 1521 and encodes 506 amino acids. Gene Ontology annotation, biological process: regulation of cell cycle.
AUGGCGGCUGCCGCCUGCAGUACGUCCAAACCGCGUAAAGAACACCUGAGGAAAAGUAGGGAUUCUCGGAGGAGACAAGCAGCUCUUUUAUUCCUUAGUAACAUUUCUCUAGACGGACGGCCGGUUCAACCGUUAGACCAUGGAUACCGAGACCCCCAUCGCCGAGACGGCGAGUUCCUGGUGGCCGAUAUCGGAGCGACAGUGGCCGGGAUGUCAACGGGAUCUAGUAGUAGCUAUGGGACCUUCGGGAACCUACCAACGUCUGUGAGCUGUGGGGCCGUUGGGAACGUUAGCCCCGUACCGAGACUCGGGGUGAUCACUGUCCCGCCCGUCCUCGUACUGCCUUCGGACUCGUUCAAUGAUGGGACCACGGAGGUAUUUCUGGAGAGGCGAGGAGGCUCGUUUUCCUCGCAGGGAAACCUCCUCUCUCCCUCGGGUCUCCUUACUACUCCACUCGGACCGCGGAAGUCGUCCACAUUGCUGUCAGUUCAGAGUUGUAAUUCGGUGACUUCGGAAUCUGGACGGUGUCGGACUCGUAACCUGUCAGGCUCUCCUAGACCCCGCCCUGUGAAGAAGGUCCACUUCAUCAAGAACAUGAGACAGUACGACACGCAAGGCAGCAGGAUCGUGUUGAUCUGUGCCAAGCGUUCUCUGUUUGCGGUGUUCUCAGUGUUGCCCUAUGGAGAGAGCGUUCACAUCAGUGACCCCAAGUUGGACAGACGUAGAUAUUCAUCAGGGAACAUCUCUACCACUCUGGAGAUGCUGCCAGGCCUGGAGGGUUUUGAACAGGAGCCAUACGGCAAGACGGUGUCGUACGCCCAGUUCCUGUACCCAACCAAUGCCCUGGUCCGCCAGAAGACCCCCUCGGUGGACAUCACCCUGCAGCUGCCCCUCACCCAGGUGACCCGGAACAGUAUCCCCAGAAACUACACCCCAUCUAGGCUUAACUCCAACGUGGGACUGGAUUUAGGUGUGGAUGACACUGCAGACUAUGACCCCAACCUUCUGAGUGACCCCCAGUGGCCCUGUGGGAAACACAAGAGAGUCCUGAUCUUCUCCUCAUACAUGACGACAGUGAUAGAGUAUGUGAAGCCGUCUGAUCUGAAGAAGGACAUGAACGAGACGUUUAAAGAGAAGUUUCCUCACGUCAAGCUGACUCUCAGCAAGAUCAGGAGUCUGAAAAGGGAGAUGCGUACGGUGGGCGAUGACUGCGGACUGCAGCCGGUCACCGUGGCGAUGGCGUUUGUGUACUUUGAGAAGCUGGUCCUCCAGGGGCGACUCAACAAACACAACAGGAAGUUGGUGUCCGCCGCCUGCGUGCUCCUCGCCGCUAAGAUCAGCAGCGACCUCAAGAAGCAGGACGUCAUGCAGCUCAUAGAUAAACUGGAGGAGCGUUUUCGUAUCAGUCGGCGAGAGUUGAUCCCGUUUGAGUUCACUAUCCUGGUUGCCCUGGAGAUGGCUCUGUACCUGCCUGAGAGCACCAUCAUGCCACACUACCGACGCCUGGUACGGCAGAACUAGGACCACACCCCUGCCACGCCCAAUGCCACACCCACAGGAACAGGAGCCACACCUACUAGGACUGAAGACUGGACAUGGGGGCAGAGUGGGGGGGGUUAAAGUUCAGCAGUAGCAUUGGGAUCAAAUGUGAGGUCUGUCACUUUACCACAGGAAUACCAGUUAGUAGUUAGCAGCGUGAGUCAUGACUUUACCACAGGAAUACCAGUUAGUAGUUAGCAACAUGAGUCAUGACUUUACCACAGGAAUACCAGUUAGUAGUUAGCAGCGUGAGUCAUGACUUUACCACAGGAAUACCAGUUAGUAGUUAGCAGCGUGAGUCAUGACUUUACCACAGGAAUACCAGUUAGUAGUUAGCAGCGUGAGUCAUGACUUUACCACAGGAAUACCAGUUAGUAGUUAGCAACAUGAGUCAUGACUUUACCACAGGAAUACCAGUUAGUAGUUAGCAGCGUGAGUCAUGACUUUACCACAGGAAUACCAGUUAGUAGUUAGCAGCGUGAGUCAUGACUUUACCA